CUGUACAAGUUUUAAUUUAAAAAUGUGUAUAUUUUAAAACCAAAAACAAUAUUAUUCAAAAACAAUAGGGAAAUUACCUAUAAUACCACUUUCAAGGUACCACUUUUCAAUUAUACAUUAACCAACUAUACCACUUGAUUUUUAAUAGCAAAAUGACCACUAUGUCCCUAAUUAAUUAAAUCUAAAACCACCGACGAAAUCACAUUUGACGAAGAGAAGAGUACGACUUCAUCUUCUUCCUUGCAGUCACCAAGCUUCAUCUGCGACCAUGGCCGUUCUGUGUCUCUGAGCUCGGGUUGUGUCCUCCGUUCAUCCGCCCUAACCUCUGCUGCUUCCAUCUCGCGCCAUCUCCUCAAGUCCAAGCCGUAUCGUCAUUCCGAGAGCUCACAUCGAGCAGUACAGAUUGAUGACAAAAAUCAUAAGCAAGAUGCAGCGGUUCGGAGCCGUUUGGAGUAUAAUCGAGGAGAUGAGGAAGGAGAAUUCUCACCUGAUCGAGCCAGAGCUGUUCGCCGUUCUCGUCGCCGAAGGCGUCGAGAUAACAUAUGUAAGUGCGAUUAAGCUGAUCCACGAGAAGACUAAGUUUCGUCUGCACUCUCACGAUGUGCCGUACGGAUCCGGCAGUGGUCAGCAAUCUGUCACUGGUUUUCCAGGCGUCGUUGAUUCAACCAGCUACUGGGAUUCAUAUUCAGGCAUAAACUUAUGGAGCGGUUGGGUAUCAAGAUUUCGUUUAUUUCCUAAGUUGUAUGUACACUGGGCGGUUAAAGCCAUUUCCUUUGGAGGUUUCAACUUGUGUUGACUCUGUUUGUGCUCAUGAUUCUUGUCGACCUGCUAUUGAUUUCAUCGUUGAGUUGAUGUUUGCUUCAUCCAUUCUACAAGUGCCUGGGCUUGUUUCAUCUUUUCAGGUGUGUAAAUGAAGUUUUCUCUUUGUCUUCUUGAUUCAGAGAUUGUUUAAUUUUAACAGUUUAUGUUGUGUGUUUGCAGCGGAGGCUUUGUAACUUUGUGGAGAAGUAAAAGCCAUGAAAAUGUUUGAUCUGAUCAUCUGGUGUAUCUUUAUAAAGACAUAUAAAUCUCUUGUAAUAAGUGUUUCUUCACGAAACUAGUAUUUUCUGAGUUUUAUAAAGGUUUAUCAGGGGUUGUAAGUUAUAUAAUCUCUUCAUGAAACUACUAUAUAUGAGUUUUAUAGAGGUUUAUAAGGGGUUAUAAGUUAUAUAAUCUCUUCUUGAAACUAGUAUAUCUGGGUUUUAUAAAGGUUUAUAAUGGGUUAUAAGUUAUAUAAUAUCUUAUAAAACUAGUAUAUCUGAGUUUU
This is a messenger RNA of Raphanus sativus (radish), 1306 nucleotides long. RefSeq names its product putative pentatricopeptide repeat-containing protein At5g65820. Bases 407 to 796 code for a protein of 129 amino acids. Lineage: Eukaryota; Viridiplantae; Streptophyta; Magnoliopsida; Brassicales; Brassicaceae. The record is from RefSeq and is a predicted model, not a curated record. The transcript has 3 exons.